This is a messenger RNA of Mus pahari (shrew mouse), 14600 nucleotides long. RefSeq names its product diacylglycerol kinase eta (gene Dgkh). Bases 108 to 3743 code for a protein of 1211 amino acids. Gene Ontology annotation, molecular function: protein binding; ATP-dependent diacylglycerol kinase activity. The record is from RefSeq and is a predicted model, not a curated record. NCBI's taxonomy places the organism in Eukaryota, Metazoa, Chordata, Mammalia, Rodentia, Muridae. The transcript is spliced from 31 exons. Gene Ontology annotation, biological process: diacylglycerol metabolic process; intracellular signal transduction; lipid phosphorylation.
CUUCUCAUUCCGGUGCUGGUCGUAUCCUGGGUCAGCAACCCCGGAACAUCCCAAGGCUGGGUGCCCAGGCGUGAAGCGCGCAGAGGACCCAAGAGGAAUCAGAGAGGAUGGCCGGGGCCGGCAGCCAGCACCACCCUCAGGGCGUCGCGGGAGGAGCGGUCGCAGGGGCCAGCGCAGUUUCCCCCACUGCUGCAGGACCGGGAGAGGAUUCGUCCGACAGUGAAGCGGAGCAGGAGGGGCCCCAGAAGCUGAUCCGUAAAGUGUCCACCUCUGGACAGAUGCGGACCAAGACAAGUAUUAAGGAGGGACAACUGCUGAAGCAAACCAGCUCUUUCCAGAGGUGGAAGAAGAGAUACUUCAAGCUUCGCGGCCGUACACUUUACUACGCGAAAGACUCCAAGUCCUUGAUAUUUGAUGAAGUUGACCUCUCAGAUGCCAGUGUCGCGGAAGCAAGCACAAAAAAUGCCAACAACAGCUUUACGAUCAUCACUCCCUUCAGAAGGCUGAUGCUGUGUGCUGAGAACAGGAAAGAGAUGGAGGACUGGAUCAGCUCUCUGAAGUCCGUGCAGAGCAGAGAACCCUAUGAGGUGGCCCAGUUUAAUGUGGAACAUUUCUCAGGGAUGCAUAACUGGUACGCCUGCUCCCACGCCCGGCCCACCUUCUGUAACGUGUGCAGAGAGAGCCUCUCUGGAGUGACCUCCCAUGGCCUGUCCUGUGAAGUGUGUAAGUUCAAGGCUCAUAAAAGAUGUGCAGUGAGGGCAACAAACAACUGCAAAUGGACCACGCUGGCCUCCAUUGGGAAGGACAUCAUAGAGGACGAGGAUGGUGUUGCCAUGCCUCACCAGUGGCUCGAAGGCAACUUGCCUGUGAGUGCCAAGUGUGCAGUCUGUGACAAAACCUGUGGCAGUGUGCUUCGCCUGCAAGAUUGGAAAUGCCUUUGGUGUAAGACAAUGGUGCACACUGCCUGCAAAGACGUGUACCAUCCUGUCUGUCCACUGGGCCAGUGUAAAGUCUCCAUCAUACCUCCGAUUGCACUAAAUAGCACAGACUCUGAUGGUUUCUGUCGAGCAACCUUUUCGUUCUGUGUCAGCCCUCUCUUGGUGUUCGUCAACUCUAAGAGCGGAGAUAAUCAGGGAGUGAAAUUCCUUCGUCGCUUUAAACAGUUGCUCAACCCGGCUCAGGUGUUUGAUUUAAUGAACGGAGGGCCUUAUUUAGGCUUGAGAUUGUUUCAGAAGUUUGACAACUUCCGGAUCCUUGUCUGUGGAGGAGACGGCAGUGUAGGCUGGGUCUUGUCCGAGAUUGAUAAACUGAACUUGCAUAAACAGUGCCAGCUUGGGGUGCUUCCCUUGGGUACGGGCAAUGACCUUGCUCGAGUUCUUGGCUGGGGAGGUUCAUAUGAUGAUGACACCCAACUUCCUCAGAUACUAGAGAAGCUGGAACGAGCCAGUACCAAAAUGCUGGACAGGUGGAGUAUAAUGACCUAUGAGCUCAAAUUGCCAGCAAAGGCGUCUCUACUUCCUGAACCCGCAGUAGCGACUGAAGAAUUUUACAUGACAAUUUAUGAAGACUCCGUUGCAAAUCAUCUUACGAAAAUCGUCAACUCUGAUGAGCAUGCGGUGGUCAUAUCGUCUGCCAAGAUACUCUGUGAAACCGUGAAGGACUUCGUUGCCAAAGUGGAGAAGGCACAGGACAGAACACUGGAAAAUACAGUAGUAGCCGAAGCCGUGGCCAGUAAAUGCUCAGUCCUAAACGAGAAGCUUGAGCAGCUGCUACAAGCCCUGCACGCGGACUCUCAGGCCAGUCGAGUUCCCCCAGGGGUCGGCCCUGCCAUCCCCGAAGAGGACACCAUGGAGUCCGCCAGUGAUGAGUCCUUGGGUGAAAGCAAGGACCAGCUCACGAAUGACAUUGGGAAACCCUCCUCCCAGAAAGCCGUGAAGCCCCGGGAGAUAAUGCUGCGCGCCAACAGUCUAAAGAAAGCGGUGAGGCAAGUCAUUGAAGAAGCUGGAAAAGUUAUGGAUGAGCCAGCAGUGCAGCCCUGUGAGCCAGUCAGUCCGUCUUGUGACUAUGAUGCAGAAGCAGAUGAAGCUAAAGAGGAUGACACGAAAGAGUCGCCAUCAGCCAAAACCACAUCUCAGUCUCCUGAUGCCCAGGCAAGUCGUGGCCAUCCCCAAACUGAUUCUGUCGCUGGUCCAGCCAUGGCCACCACCAAAGAAAACCUCCCAGUGCUCAACACUAGAAUCAUCUGCCCAGGUUUGAGAGCAGGACUUGCUGCCUCCAUUGCUGGGAGUUCUAUCAUCAACAAAAUGUUGCUGGCGAACAUCGAUCCUUUCGGUGCAACACCGUUUAUUGACCCAGAUCUAGAUUCACUAGAUGGAUACUCUGAAAAAUGUGUCAUGAACAACUACUUUGGGAUUGGAUUAGAUGCAAAAAUUUCAUUAGAAUUUAAUAAUAAGAGAGAGGAGCACCCUGAAAAAUGCAGAAGUCGAACUAAAAACUUGAUGUGGUAUGGAGUCCUUGGGACCCGGGAGUUAUUACAGAGAUCAUACAAGAAUCUGGAACAAAGGGUUCAACUUGAGUGUGAUGGGCAGUAUAUUCCUCUUCCCAGUCUACAAGGCAUAGCAGUGCUGAACAUCCCUAGCUACGCGGGAGGCACCAACUUCUGGGGCGGAACCAAAGAGGACGAUAUAUUUGCUGCGCCAUCCUUUGAUGACAAGAUUCUAGAAGUUGUCGCAGUGUUUGACAGCGUGCAGAUGGCCGUAUCAAGGGUCAUUAAAUUGCAGCAUCACCGGAUAGCACAGUGCCGUACGGUAAAAAUCACUAUAUUUGGUGAUGAGGGGGUCCCAGUGCAAGUGGAUGGUGAAGCAUGGGUCCAGCCUCCAGGGAUCAUCAAGAUUGUGCACAAAAACAGAGCUCAGAUGCUAACCAGAGACAGGGCCUUUGAAAGCACCCUGAAGUCUUGGGAAGACAAGCAGAAGUGUGACUCUGGGAAGCCAGUUCUUCGAACCAACCUGUAUAUCCAUCCUGCCCCUGACCUGGCAACAGAGGAAGUGUCACAGAUGCGGCUCUGCUCCCAGGCUGCGGAGGAACUCAUCACUAGGAUUUGUGACGCAGCCACGAUUCACUGUCUCCUGGAGCAGGAGCUGGCGCACGCAGUGAAUGCCUGUUCACACGCCCUGAACAAAGCCAACCCACGCUUCCCGGAGAGCCUUACGAGAGACACUGCCACCGAGAUAGCCAUCAACGUCAAGGCGCUCUAUAAUGAGACAGAGGCUUUGCUAGUUGGCAGGGUCCCUUUGCACUUGGAAUCUCCUCACGAAGAGCGGGUGUCCAGUGCCUUACACUCUGUGGAGAUGGAGCUUCAGAAGUUAACGGAGAUCCCCUGGCUUUAUUACAUCCUCCGCCCCAGUGAGGACGAGGAGCCUCCUCUGGAUUGUACCAAAAGAAACAACAAAAGCACAGUCUUUCGCAUAGUGCCAAAGUUUAAAAAGGAAAAGGCUCAGAAACAGAAAACAAGUUCACAGCCUGUUCAGAAUUGGGGCACAGAGGAAGUUGCUGCUUGGCUGGAUCUGCUCAAUUUGGGAGAGUACAAAGAAAUCUUCAUCCGUCAUGACGUCAGAGGGGCUGAACUUUUGCAUCUGGAAAGACGAGAUCUUAAGGACCUGGGGAUUCCGAAAGUGGGUCAUAUGAAGCGAAUUCUCCAGGGAAUUAAGGAGCUUGAACGGAACCCUCCCAACUUGGUCUGAGGUGUGGUCACACUGGUGCUAUUUCUGGGAAGAGAAGUCCUCACUCACCGCUCAAUACAGAGUCCUUGGAAGCCUCUGGCUGUUCUUGUGAUUUACGGCACAGAUAAGCACCUCUGAAGCACCUCUCGUGACUGAUAUUUUGCUGUGGGGGAAAGUUUUGAUUUGAGGUAUUAGAAAAUAAGUUUUGUGCCAAAAAAAAGACCAUUCCACAAAAGCCAUGUUCUCAUUGUGCAAACCUGACGGGCAAAAAAAAAAAAAAAUGUUCACCGUAGUGGAAGAAGGAUCAGACAUGAUUGCCUUGUCUAAAAGGUGGACUCGCUUGCCCAUCGUCCAGUGAGUGUCUUUAGAUCUGGGCCCACAGGAGGUUCCUAUGUGUGCCUGCAGCUGUGUUUACAGUGUGCAGCUGGAACGUCUUAGGCUUCGUAGUGAAGUCGUUGGCUCCUCUCUAGAAGCCGCUGGUUAGGAGAUAAAGAUAGGGGUUGUCCUUUUUCAGUUUUUCGCCCUACGUUCCCAGUAUCCACUGGUCAAAAAAUACGGUGGAACCAACCCAUCACUCACUAUGACUGAUGCGAAUCUGAUGCACGAUGUUCCUUGCCUGAGUUGUCUUUCUUUUUCUUGCAUGUUAUAUAUAUUAUUGUAAUAUUUCUAUAGCUUUAAUGUUUAUUAUAAUGAAAUUUAAUUUAUUACCACCCAGCUACCCAAGCACUUUUUGGUUGGUUAAGGGCACUUUGGAGUAAAUCUUCCGCACCUAAGAGUCUGGGAAUGUUCGUCUGUGCCAUGAUCAACAAGUGAUAUACAUCUUAUGCAAACCAAACUCUUUGCCUGUCCCAAACUACAGGUGUGCACAUAAGGAGAAUUAUUGGGCGUUUUCAUAACCCUCCUUGUUCUGUCAGCUACGAAAUGUAUUCCAGCUUUCCAAACCCAAAUUCCCACAUUUUGUCCCCCCCCUUUUUUUUUCAUUUCAGUUUAAUAACCAUUUUGAGUUUCUGCUUGCACUUGUAAGACUUGACAUCCAGAAAUUUUUCAAGGUCUUGGCUGAGAUUCCUAGCCUACGUUCUGGGGACUAGCUGAGGUUAUUGCUGACAGGAACUCACCAAUAGAAGGAAUUUCAUUUUGUUUCUUAAGGGCUUUUUGUAUUACUAUCUCACAUUUUGAUAGUCUAUCCGGUUAGAUAUUAUUUCCCUUUUUUAAAAACCAUUGUGUGUCAGUGUCAUUCAAUAGAAUCAUCAAGUAUUUGAAAGCCAAAGGUAUACAUGUCAAAAAAGUUUAAAAAAAAAAAAAGGAAAAAAAUCUGUUUUCUGGUCAUUAUAUGCCAAAAGUCACCUUAAUAUAUAAUAUUUGAAAGUUGUGUAUAUAAGAGAAGCAAGGAGGGUUGCUGACCCAGAGGAGGUGGUUUUGAUAGUGUAACCUGCUAGGUACUCAGUAGAUGAACAUACCCAUACAUGUGCACACACGUGUCAUGCUCCUUUUACCUGCACGCUUGCACUUACUGACAUACAUUGUCUUGACAUACAGUAUCCCUGCUACUUUCUAGACAAUCAUUUGCCCAAUGCUUAGUGUUUCAUUUUUACUUGGGUAUUUACUAGAAAAAAAAAUCCCAAAAUUGAAAUACCUUAAAAAUAAAUGAAGGCCCAGCAUGAAGUUCAGUGGCAGUGUUUGCUUAGGACAGGCAAGGGGCUUGGCUCCACCCAUAACAGGGCGAAAAAACAAAAGGAUCAACAGACAAGCCCAGUGCGUUCCUGACCAUAUAAGUAUGUCUUAUAUUUUACCUAGGUUGUGCACAAUGGACACUUUCCAAAGAUAAUUACUAUUGAGGCUUUUGAGCUAAUAAUGAACCAGUCGCUUAGUAGUUUCAAUGUUAAGCUUCACACCUGUGAAGCCCCUGUUGUAUACCACCUGGUGGGUACCUUGCCAACUUUUCCUGUGAAGCCAGAUCAACCCAGAGCUCCCCCCCCCCAAGAUUAUUGUUCAAGAAAAAGGAGUGGGGGUGGGGAGAGGACUCCAGUCUAUAAAGAGUGUAUUCACACAUUAUUGAGUUUUCAUCUUCCCCCAAAUACAUCACUGUCAACAGAAAAGACAUUCUAAUGGCUGCUGCCCCAGGGGUGCACAGUGAUUGGCUGGUUUUUGUUUGGUAAUCUUUUCAGUUCCUGCUGGUACCUUUUGAAUAUUCUGACUCAUGAAAUCCUGGACUCAUGAAAACUUUCAGUGGCAUAGCUUAGGGAUGACGGGGAUUCUCUAAUAUGACAGUUUGGAUGAAUGAUUUUGUCCAGUGUGAACAUUUCUCUCUCCAACCCAUGCCUUCAUGAGUCUGGGUCCAGUGAGUUCCAACACCGGGCGCACAGGAGUGUGCUCCCGUGACUCCUUCCAUCUCUGCUAGUGUCACAGAGAAGCUCUUACCCUAUGUGAGGUUUCAGAAGGGGGUCCUCACUAGGAUCCAGCCACAUCCGCCUAAGCGGAGAGAUAUGCUCGGGUGUGCACCCGACUGUAGCUGACUCUGCUGUCCUCCAAAGCAUUUCCUGUGUACUCCCCCCAGCCCAGGAAGGGAACAGAACUGGGUGUUCUCCAGGUGACUAUGCAGUUCUCAUCUGUGUCUACGCACAUCCUCACCGUCCUAUCAGUUAACCCAUGGCACAAUGUCAGAGGGGAUUCAAUCAAUUUUCAGUUUGCUAGACAGUUGAAAUAAAUUGAUGGGUUGGUUGGCUCAUUUGGAGACACUGCUGUGGUUGAGAAGAUGGAAACAGCGGAUGUCCAGACCAGAUCUGUACUGUCUGGCGUUUUAGCCACUGGACACCUAUGGCUAUUAAAUUGAAGUUUAUUCUUGCCCCAAGUUCUAUUUUUAGUUCAGUUGCACUACCUACACUUUGAGUGCCCUGUAACCACAAAUGUAGAGCAUUUCCACCAUCACAAAAAAUUUUCACUUGACAGUGUCACUGCUGCUAAGUCUGUGGUCCGUGGGCCAUCCAUCAGUCAGCAUCCAUGUUAUCUGGAAGCCUACAGCAAUGCACACUGUUGGAGCUGACACGCUGGCUCAGCAGGUCUGGCAACGGGUUUGACACCAGAUGCCAUAUACAAGUGGAAAGAGAAACACUUGUGGACUUGUCCUCUGACCUCCAUCUUCCCACCAUGGCGCCCUCACCCAUGUACACCCACGUACAUAUUUUUAAAUGCAGAACUUUAGAUUCACUCCAGGUCUGCUUCUGGAGUCUUCCUCUUGGUGAGAUUCUGGCCCUUGGGGACAUUAAGCUUCCCCGGCCCCACACUUGGCUUAGUUUGUUCUCGCUCGGUUGCUUGUGACGUAAUUCACACUGAGCAUUUCAGAAGAACAUGUACUGAGAUAAAGACUCUUUCAUUUUCUUGUGUCAGUAGAGUAUCCUGCGGACAUGCUUCAUGCUCGCCAUGCUCGAAGGGACACAGCAGCCCAUGCAUGUUACAUGAGUCAUUAGGUAUGCAAAAAAGGGGGGUGAAGAACUGGGAUGAUUGUAAGAAAAGCGAGUGUGCCAUUCGAACUCUGAAAGCAGGCAUAUUUUUGCUAGAUGUGGAUCUCUAUCUUAUGAUAACUUAUCUUGAUUUUCAUGUGGUUCAAAAUCCCUUAAAAAUAGUUACUAAAAGGUAAUAUGUUCUUGACCUCCAAAUUCAAAUUAUUCUAAACUGAGAUUUUUUUCCCAGUGAUUUAUUGUCAGGAUUCUGUCCCUUAAUUAUUUUUAUAUUUUAAUAUAAAUUAUCCAAGCAUAACUUCCUAGCUUCUUUGAUAUAUAAUCUUUCUAUUUUUACAUAAAUUGACAGGGCAUUAAUUGAAAAAUUGAAAAAAAAUAUACAUCAGGUCUAAAGUAAGUGAUUUAUACCUGCAGCUGAGCUCGAGUGCGUUGUGAACUUUCAUUUUCCAAGGAUGAAUUCUUUAGGGGUAUCAGUUUUAAUUUAGCUGUAAAAAUCCAUCCCUUUUUAAAUUCUAACAUCUGGAGUCUCUCUUACCCGCCGACCCCCAACCUCAAUAGACACAUUCCCUGUCUGUCAGCUGUGAGAUUGUUAGAUAUGGGGUUCAUGGUUGGUUAAAAGAGAUGGCAGUUUUCAAACUCUACCCAGUACAGGUAGGAAUAAAGGAACUAGAAGUGAAGCGUCCUCAGAGGGACUGUUGACCCCUGGGACUGCUUUGCCAGUGGCUUCCUGGUCUCCCUUCUCACUGCCCACCCCAAGGGGAGCAAGCCCUUCAUCUCCCUUGUUUCUGCUGUGGCAUCUCUCAGGUGACUUCUAUGUCACAGUCUCUGUCACAAUGGUAAUGAUACCUUAGCAAUAGGAUUCCUUCACAAAGAAGCAACUAGAACUUUCAAAGGGUGGUAAUUGUUUUUUUAUAUAUAUAUAUAAGCAAAACAUUAUUUUUCUUUAUAUUGUUUUCCAUGUUUUGUUUAGAGAUAUUUAUGUUAGAAGAAAAUAUAUAAAAGUUUGUUGAUACAGAGAACAGAGAGCUUAAGACAGCUGGACUGCAUCUAUCUUUUUUUUUUUUUUUUUUUUUAUAGUACUCUGUUAUUUUCAGGUAAAGAAAUGAAACCAAGACUGCAUUAACUCAGUAACAAUGCUUAAGAUAGACUCCACAGUAUAUGUUAUAGGUGAGCAGCUUACUUCCGUUUGUGUAAUUUAAGAUAUAAUAUUUACAUUAUUUAAUGUACUUCUAUUUUUUUGCACUUCCAAGUUUUAGUUGGAAAAGAAAAACCAAACCACAGCCUAAAAAUUAUUUAAAGAUCCACAUAAAAAUAUUUCCUAUUAGCUACAAGUUACCCAUGCAUAAGGCUUUGUAAAUAGUCCGGACAUUUCAUAUUAUCUACAUUUCAAGAGUAAAUUAAUCAAACCCAGGAGAACACAGGGUUACUUAUAAAAUGCAUUAAAAUAAAGACAUUUUAUGCUCAACUGAUGCUAUCAAAGUAGAAUACUGCAGUUCAAUACGUAAGCCAACCAGGAAGAAGGUUUUGUGACCUUUAGUCUUUGAUGGUAGUGUUGUUCACACAGGUUAGCCAUUUUCCAUUUCUACAGUCUGACUGUAUAGGUAGUUCUAACUGCAUAUGCAGCUGAAGGUUGCUCACAGUGCUGAUAGUUGGUAGCUCGUUCUGUGAAAGGUUUGGGGAUUAUAACACUCACAGUUUUGUGAGUUAUAUAUUAUAUACUAAAGAUGACUAAUACAUUGGAGUAAUAUAUUUGUCUAUAGCUGGUAAAUAUGAAAAUUAUUUUCAAACAGUCAGGUGAGAUUGACUUUUUUCUUUAGGUGAGAGAAAAGUCACUUGUAUGUUUAAAUCUCUAUUUGUAAAACAGCUUUCUCCUACUGGUGUUAUUAGUUUUCAUACUAUGGUUUUUCUUACCUUUUUAUACCAAAAGAAUUACAUGCUGGUUAUUCAAACUUGCCAAGAUGUAUUUGAGUUUGCAAGACUUUUGGCAGAUAAAAAUACUUCAUAACAAGCAGACACAAAAGCUUUGUAUAUUUUGUGGCUUUCAGGGCAAGAACUGUACCUUUGAUUUUCUCUCUGUGGGACAGUGCUGACGUGAGCAUUGUCCCUUGACAGUAUUACUUAAAAUGGUUGUAUAAAUCAGUGCCCUUAUUUAUUAUAUUGUGAAAUGUACUCUUUAUACAGAAUGCAUAGUCUAGCUCCUUUCAUUUUUACUGCUGUUGCCUGGAGUGUAAUAGCUCUGUUAAUGGUUGACUUAUAUACUUGAAAUGCUCAUUUCUGUGAAACAGACGCCCAGUGUAUUCCUUCUUUAAAAAAAAAGAAAAAAGAAAAAGAAAAGAAAAAGAAAAAAGAAAAAAAUAUUUUCUCUCCUGUCUUAGGUAACUGAGUUAUAGUUACCCCAGUCAUAGGAACUUUUCUACAAAAUGAUUUUUAUAUCUAAAAAGACACAAAGCAGAAAGGCUGAAGGGGUAAUGCAGUCAAGAACUCCAUUAGGAUAUAUUUUGCCCAAUUUAUGUUAUGUCUUCAAUUUGUAAGUUUUUUCUUAUAGUGGGUUUUUAAUUCUUGUGGUGGGGACAUGUCUGUGAUUGCACUGGCCAAUGUGGCAUUCCAAUUAACGCUGAAUCUUGAAUCCUACCACAAACCUCAUGCCUCUGAUAUCUAGCCCAUGGUUCUCGAGUCUGUGUUCAGAACCCGUUGCCUGGCUUUGGGCUACACUGCAAAUGGAACCCACAGUGGAUAGCCUUUGUUUAUUUCUACCAAGUAAUCAGGAAGUUUAGCUGAGUGUUUCAUUAUUUCAUUUGGAUGCAUUCUUGACUCAAAUUUUAAAAGCCACGACAUUUAAUUGCACAACACACCAUGCAGAAUAAAAACACUUGUUUUCCAAGGAAAGAACAAAAAUCCUACUGAGUGUUGCAGAGCAAAGAAGUCGCUUUAAUCCCUAAAUCCAACUGUUAUUCUUCUGUUUUAUGACAUAAACAGUAGGUGAAUCGUGAGUCAUGCAAAUCCAUUGGGAGAUUAAGAAUUAAUUUGCUUUUAAUAACAGACAGAGCUUUAUGUUUCCCUGUUGUAGAUGCAUUUAUUGAGGAUGGAAAAAAGUGAGAACCGGUUAGAAACAUAGAUAUUGCAGGAACUUGAGGCGGUUUGCCAAGGCCCAGGAACAAAGAGUUUGAAAAAGUCUUUCCCUUUGUAUUACAGAAGAACUGAAAGCACGUAAAAUGUCUAAUGUGGUGAGCGCUUAGAAAGCGCCCCACUGGUCAAGUCUGAAGUCAUAACUAGAAGUUAGCUAAUUAACUCUCCAGAGAGCCCAUUUUACUGCAGAAAGUACUGGUCAAUUAAGGAAGCCAUCGGGGUGGACGAGCUAACCUCUUAGACAUUUAGAACAGCUUCUGCGAAUGUUUAUUCCCAGGGUAGAGCUGUCUGUGCUUUCUCAAUGCAGAGCAGAAAGUAGUGGAUCUUGGUUCAGGAAGUUGGAAGGCUCCUUUAAAGGACAGACUAAAGGUGACUUGGUCCAUAGAUGAACACCAAAGACACUUUGGUGAGUUAGCCGAGCCUUGCAGUGUGUUCCCUGUGAUGUGUUUCCCUUGGAGACAGUGAUUGUUUCUCACUCACCUCCUGGAUCUGACAAGGCUCAUUUGGUCACACCUUGUCGCUGGCCCACCAUGUCCUCUCUACACUAAUGUAUUUUGGUGCCUUGGGACCCCAGCUCUAAGAGUUGGCCCAACACUGCCAGUUAUAGGUAGUCAAAUUGUUUUCUACAAUAAGAAGGGAUGGAUGUUCUCAGUCCUACCUAAAUUUACUCUGUCUUUUCCAGUGACAUUUUAGUUAAAAAGAAAGGCACUCCAGUUAUAACAUGAAAAAGAAAUGUCCAAUCUGGUAACCCUUGACAUUGCAUUUACAAACAAAAGUGGAAGGCAAGUGUCUUAGUGGAAGAGUGUUUAUACUGCAAGUGUGAAACCCUGGUUCACUCCCAACAGUGCAAAAAAACAAACAACAAAAUGGAAGGUGAAGCUGAAUGAGUGACAUCUACCCAGAGUAGGUUAUGGGUCUUUUAAUCUGCAUAUUAGGUUUUCUGUGUUCGUGUUAAAUGGCUAGUUUAUCGAGUUGAAUAUAGCUGCCAGUCAAGGUCCUCACGUAUUCCCUUAGAGAAACUGCCCCAAGAAGAGACACCAUAUUCCAUUUCCUGCUUGCAUUCUCACAUCCCAGAGUACAGAGACACAAAACAUGCUUAGUAGGCUUCCCUGUCCCUUAGCAGUGUGGAUGAGUCUCUAGGACUUUGCCUCAGGAAUGGCUGGUUGAGCACAGUGCAGGGGAACAAAGGGCCGAUCAGGAAGCCCAGUCCUGCUUGCCCCGCCCCCUUUAGCCCCGCCUCUCCCCUCUGUUAACCUUUCUAACCCAGGAAUGCAGAGCAGCUCCAGCCUGGGGGUUUAGUACCUUGGCAGAAUGACAGGGCCCAGGUCAGCUCAUCCAAGAAACAGUGCAGAGUCAACGCUCUGUGAAGCACUGUUGGAUGGCCUCCAGUUUGCAGUGCUUUGGCUUCAGCCUGCCUACAGCCUGUGUUUUGUUGGUUGCUUUUGGUGGUGGUGGUGGUGGUUUAAUCCAUCUCAAUGAUAAUUUUCAGGCCAAUAUUUCAUCCACGUUUCAUGCAAACUCAGUUUUUCUAUUAAUGUCAUAUUCUGUUUUACACACACACACACACACACACACACACACACACACACACACACACACCACUGAAUUUUUCUCUAUUUUUUGUAGUCCCAGAGAAUAUCUAGCACAUAAUAGGACUUUGACAAAUAUUUUUGAAUUUUAUUUUCAUACUGUCACAAAUAAAAACUUAAAAAAACCUUCAAAGUCUUGUGCUUGCAAGGACACAUGCUUUCUGUGCAGACAAACAACAUUAUCAGGCAAAAGCAACUGUUUUGUCAAGGAGCCUCAUAUAAUAAUCACGUUUCUUCACAUCAGAAAUAUCUGUCAGGAAUUCUUGUUUCUGAAAGACGUAAUUUUCAACAUUCCUGACAAAUUAUUGCUUGUAAAUUAUACACUUGCCCUACAGAUUCUGUUCUAUAUACUGACUACUUACAGUCUUCAUAGACAAUAUAUAUACAUAUAUUGAUUAUGAUUAUGAACUUGGAAAAGAAUGAAAAACAGUAAUGAAGGUGAAAUUUUUAGACAGUAUUUGCCCAAGAAGACAGAGAUGAAAUUUGUAUAAUUUUGGGCCAUUUACUGUUAAUAUUAUCUGUGACUAUCAUUACCCUUAUAAAACAUAGUGACUAAAAAUUUGCUAUUACCCAUGGGCCUAUUUUCCUUUUUGACUCUCCAAAGCUAUUCUACCAUGUCCCCAAAUAAUGAUAAAAGUUAUCACAGUGCUCUGUUAGUUAAAUUUCUUGAAUGAACACUAGUCAGUUAAGUAAUUACGUGCCUCUUCUAGGCACUUGGUUGACUUUUCCUACUUCUUUGUAACCAUGGCACUCACUUAGAUGCUGAGGAUACAGGUAAAAUAAGCCAGAACUCUUGUCUGUAGGUUUUCAAUUGAUCUCUCUAAAGUCUGUUUAAAAAAUUAGGAGGGCUUUUAAACAAACACAGUCAGUUUCUUCUCUGGGGUUAUUUUGGCCAUGUCUCCUUCCACCCCAACACUCUCCAAAACUAACCAAAUCCGAGUCACCACAAAGCAACCCGGUUUUCAUUUCCACAACUCGUAUUUAUUUUCCUGUCGGCCACAAUUCUGGCCAUUGCUGAUCAAGAGUGGGCCUCACUAGCCCUGGGCUCUGCUGCUUCUGCUGCUAGAGGGGCUGCCCUGAACACAAGGGUCCGGUUUGUAGAACAGGAAGAAAUCUCAAGUUUAUUUGGGAAAGGCACAAACUCAUGGCAUUGUCAGCAAAAUACAUGAGGUAACAUUGCAGACCCACAGGAGAGGAUGGAGGUCACACGGUGACGCUUUGUGGGAGGUCAGACGGCUCCACUUGAAGUUGGUUGAAGUGGGUUGGUGUUACCUUAGGGAUCUUGAUGGAGGUAGGAAGUCAUGGCCUCUGAUGGGGAGCACAGCUGUUAUCUCAGCGUUAGUAAUAUGCGAGUCUGAAUCCCACAAGGCUCUGAUAUGUAGAUUAACCACAGCAAACAUUUGUGUUAUGAUACUGACUUCUGAAUAUUUAUUGACAGAUAGGCUAUAGGUUUCCUUUAUUGAGAAUGAAGAAAUAAACUGUCUUUAUCUUUCCUGUCAGUAAGGUUGGGGGAGGGGGCUCUUGCUGGUUUGUAUUUUCACAUUUCAAUAAGCAUAUUUUUGAAAUCACUAUUUCCCAUCAUAUAAAAUAUCAUAUAAAAUAAGGGACACAUUUCUGGGUCCCUUAGCAAAAGAAAGGUCUCAACUUGAUAGCUUUUAUGCUUAGCUCAACUUUGUAAAUGUUCCACAAAAGAAGUGGGCAGGGAAGGCUGGGCGUUGUGCCCUUCUGCCCAGCACGUUCAUUAUGCUUUUCAAUAAAAAUAGAACUUAUUUCCCGCCUGUUACCAUCAUGGUAAAAACCUAACAAUGUAGUUCCUUCUCUUUAUUAUAUUUCAAAAGAUAGUUUUAAUUUAGUCUUGCCAUAUUUAUAUAGCUAAGAAUUUACUACAUUUUGGUAGUCUGUUUUGAAACUAAAUACUUGUAUCUGAAAGACGCAGAUAAAGUCUGCCUAUUUCUUACACAGUGGGCUCUGUUUGCUACAGAAAAGAGUGAAACUUUUUCCCAGCUUAGCACAUUUGCCAUUGAAAUGGACCUGACAGAGCAGAGGUUCUAACUUUGGCUCCAAUUACUUUUAAUAAUGAUAAGACGUGAGUUCUGUUUGUUUACAUGCUGUUUACAAUGGCAUACUUUUUAAAAGUCUAUAUAAGAACUGAGAUAUUUAUUGCAUACUAUUUUAAAGAUGUUUUAAUGUGUUUUCACCUUUGGAAUAUAUUGUUAUAUUUCCUUGUACAGAUAAUUUGGGUGGCUUUGUUAAUGUAGCUAAUAAUUUUUAUGACUACUAAGUGACCAGUUUCGGUGCCUUCGCUUGUGGGAUGCAUGACUCUGUAUUUAUUGUAAGGAAGUCACUGAUGUGUGUAUUUUUGUACUGAGAGUAAUGGUUGAUGUCCAUGAUAAUGAGAGACGUCUUUCCCAAGGGGCACUGCCUUCAGAUUGACCUUCUCAAAUAAAAAGACUGCAUUGGAAGGUGUGAGGUCUGCUCUUUCUGGAGGGAAGCCUCCCACACACACCCUUCUUGAAGUCUAGAUAGUAUCCGAGCCAGGAUGCUGGUGCUGAUAUGGUCAAGUUACUCAACAGUUGAGUCACCCACAACAAGGCUCCUCUUGAUGCCCAUUUACGAACACAGCUACUCCCACUGUGCCUUCAACUUCUUCUCAACUCCAGGCAACUGAUAACCUGUCUCUAUUGCGAAACUUUCAUUAGGUCAAGUAU